Molecule: messenger RNA, 1954 nt
Organism: Silurus meridionalis
Lineage: Eukaryota; Metazoa; Chordata; Actinopteri; Siluriformes; Siluridae
Gene: emb
Product: embigin
Exons: 8
Coding region: 78-1031 (317 amino acids)
Biological process (GO): dendrite self-avoidance; homophilic cell-cell adhesion; axon guidance
Cellular component (GO): plasma membrane; axon
Molecular function (GO): cell-cell adhesion mediator activity
Source: RefSeq, a predicted model, not a curated record
AGAGAAGUGGCGUAUGAGUGUGUGUGUGUGUGUGGGUGUACAGAGGUGCUGUGUUCUCACAGGCCCAUCAUACUGAAAUGCGUCGAUUUGGAUUAACACCAAGGAGUUACAGGGAAAUCUGCAAUAUGAAUGCUUUACAUUUGUUACUUGUUUUGCUUUACUGGCAAGGUGUGAACACAGAGACCAACUCCUCUGCAAUGACCAGCGAUGCUGUUACAACACGUAAGACUAUAGUGCAUAAAGGUCAAAGUAGUGUCAUCGUUGAACAGCUUGAAAUCCUGAAACGCCAAAACAUAGAGUUUUUGUGUAACCUGACUGAUUUUCCAAAUAAACCCCAAAACAUCACAGGCUAUUGGACCAAAAAUGGCAAUGUAAUUGAAAAUUCUGAAGAAACUAUUAACAGGCACAAUGAACAAUAUUUCCUCCAAAAGAGCUUUAAUAUCCAGGGUAGUGAUCUAGGAAAUUACUCGUGUAUCUUCAAAAAUUUGGAAAAUAAGGAAGAAGCUACUUUUGUUUUAAAAGCACCUGCAUUUAAAGACAAGCAAAACAGGCCCAUAGUGAGCUAUAUUGGAGAUUCAGUUGUAUUGGAUUGUGGAAUCAAGCAAACACCCAAAACAUGGAAUUGGUACAAAGCCAGUGGCACUGAAAGGGAGCAUAUCAAUGACACAGCUGACCCCACUGUCUACAAGAUCUUCUUGUCCAAUAAUGUCACCAAACUCACUCUGCUGAACUUGACUAAGGAAGAUUCAGGUACAUACAUAUGCAGUGCAGUUUUCGACAUCAAACCCAUCGAUUCGCAGUUGGAACUCAAAGUUUUGUCCUUCACUGAGCCUCUUAAGCCAUUCGUAGCAAUAGCUAUUGAAGUUGUCAUCCUUGUCACUCUUAUCCUGCUCUAUGAGAGACAAAGCAACAAACAGAAAGGUCCUGUUGGAACCACAGAGAAUGGAUUGUAUGAACAUACUCCGACACAGGAGGAGAACACUGCUGAAGAUGGAGGGACCACAGCCAGACAGAGGAGAGUGGACCAAUAACACAGCCAGUUCAUUCUUUAUUAAACUUUUGUUGUUCAGCAUACUGUAGUUACAUAUCACUUUAGUAUUUUAAUGUUGCAGCAACAAGAAAAGAACAUAUCAUACUCUGGAUGAAACUGGGUGCUACAUUUAGAAGUGCACAUUAACUAUAUUUAAAUCUCAUGAACAAAACUUCAAGAUAAUCAAGCAAUAUUAUAUAUGAUAAACAUAAACAGUCUAAAUGUGUCCUAAUGCUUUCCAUAAUGUUAAGUUUUUGCCUUAAGUCUACUAAUCUUGAAAAGCUCUGCAGGGUUCCAGGCUUUUUAAAGAUGAUCUCUGAAUGUAUAAAAUCUAGAGAAUUUUCAUUUCAAACGGUCAAAAAAAAAAAAAAAAAAAAAAAGGUUGGAUAUUCAAGUCUUGAAUUUUUUGAAGUUUCUGUAAAGUAUCUGUGACUAAUGUUUAAAUGUCAUUUCUCUUACUUUGUUUCUUUGGUAGCAAAGCGGUUACCUUUUAUUUUCUGUUCUGAGGUUUUUUGAGGCUUAAAAGCCUUUUUAAAAAUGUGUGCGUAUAAAACUUAGCCUUCCUCAUGCAAUAAGAUACCGCAGAACUACCAAUGUUAAAAGCCUUUCUGUGUAAUGUUAAAAGUUGUAGUAUGUCAUUAAAAGAGUUGUGAGUUUAAAUAAGAGGAAAUCCUGCCUUAACCACAUUUGUAUGUGCAAAAGAUGAAGACCGUGACAGCCUUGAUGCAUGGGCUCUGCAAAAUGUUCACUAACCCACCUCGAAGAUUCAAAUUUAUAUUUUUAUAUAUAAUUAAAUUAUAUAUUAAAGGCAACCCAAAACCAAUCAUCAUUACAAGGUCAUGCGGACAUUUGAUUUGUUUAUUGUAAAUACAUUUAUUGUGUACAUGUGCUCAAAUUCACCUGCAAUAAACAAUGCACAAAUUA